This is a messenger RNA of Closterium sp. Yama58-4, 2775 nucleotides long. The record is from the annotation of a GenBank genome assembly. Lineage: Eukaryota; Viridiplantae; Streptophyta; Zygnematophyceae; Desmidiales; Closteriaceae.
AUGGCAGCUCUUGAGGCUUCUGAACGGCAUCUCGCCCCCCUGCCCCCUCUCCAUCGGCCCCUCCCUCUCCGCCUUCCCCUCCCCUUCAUGACUCUCCUCUUCCGCCAUCCCCUCACCUUCCGCCCUCCCCUCAACUUCCGCCCUCCCCCCUUCCGCCCUCCCCUCACCUUCCGCCCUUCCCUCACCUUCCGCCCUCCCCUCAACUUCCGCCCUCCCCCCUUCCGCCCUCCCCUCACCUUCCGCCCUUCCCCCUUCCGCCCUCCCCCCUUCCGCCCUCCCCUCACCUUCCGCCCUCCCCCCUUCCGCCCUCCCCUCACCUUCCGCCCUCCCCCCUUCUGCCUUCCCCUCCCCUUCCGCCUCUUUCCCACCACUUUCUGCCAGGAGAGCUACUUCCACUCGUCUCCACCAAUCAGCGGCUGCCAGCUUGGACAACGCAAUUUAUUCCUAUCGUAUGAUGUGUCGCACGCAUACCUAGUGCGACACCUCUGCAAGGUGUCGCAAGGGGGAAGGCGGGGAACGCUUGGGGACCGGGAGGAACGCGGGGGGCCUGGCACACACGGGGGACACGGGGGACGAGAGCGGAUGGCGGACGUGAGAGUGACGGGGAGUGCCGCGGAGAAGGGGGCGAUUACAGAAGGAACGGAUAUAGCGGAAGUAGCAGCUAAGAGGCCUCGCAUCGAGGGCCAAGACAGGAAAACGGAACGAGCGGAGGGGUCCGCACCUUCCAGUAGAACGUUACCAGCAGCUUCGAAGAAAGAGGAGGCUGCUGCGGCGGUACCAGAGUCAGUUUACAUCGCUGGUCGAUACUUGAAGUUUUCUCGCGCCCUGAGCCAGUCCCCAUGGACGGUGGACGAUGAACAGAUGGGGGAUGGCUCUGUGCAGGAUCUAAUAGCAUCCCACGUGCUACCUCUCCUGCAACCACUGUCGCACAAGUUCCAAGCUGCUGGGCGAGAGGACAUUGAUGUGCGCAUGCUGGGUUCUGGGCGGCCGUUUCUGCUGGAGCUCAAAGGGGUGAGGCGAGUGCCUAGCGCUGAGGAGCUGAGAAAGAUCGAGCAGGAAAUCAACGAGCAGGAGAGGGGCAAGGUGGGCGUGUGUCAACUGCAGCUGGCAGAUUCGCGAAUGUGCACUCUGAUGCGGCAAGGGGAGGCAGAGAAGCAGAAAUCCUACGUGGCAGUGGUGUGGAUCUCCCGGUCAAUCACCCAAGCUGACGUGGCAAAGCUGGAGAGCAUAAAAGACCUGGAGCUCCAGCAGAAGACCCCCAUCAGAGUGUUACACAGACGAAGCCCUCUUACUCGCCCUCGGACCAUCUACAGCAUGCGGUGUCAUCUGGUGCCAUCGAACCCACAUGUGUUCCUCCUCCACCUCACCACUCAGGCCGGUACUUAUGUGAAGGAGUUUGUUCAUGGCGACUUCGGCCGCACACAACCCAACAUUGGGUUGCUGCUGGGCUCCUCACCAGCAGGAGUGGAUGGAAAGCACGUGGUGCUGACCUCAGCAACAGCACAAGCACCCCUGACUAAGAAACGUCACUCACCAAUUCAACGCCAUGAGCUCAAGGGAAUGAUUCCAGUCGCCGUGCUUGUCGUAUGUCUCCUGCUGCCCACUGCUCUCUCCGGCUCACUAACACGGCCGGCAGUAGCAGGAAGCGCUACCAGCAAGGACAGCAGCAGUGAAAGCAGUGGCAGCAACGGUAACAGCAACAGCACGAGUCAAGAGAGGCUGCUGCCGUUUGUGCAGUUCUCGGCGUAUCGAAUCUCAGGCGACCAGUUUGCUCUCGUGGGGCUGGCUGCUCGUGAACUGGCGCAUGUGAGAAAGGUGGGCGGUUGCGCGUGGGAGCCGGGGAUACCAGCGAGUCAAGCAGGCCAAGGAGGGGCGAGGGAUGAAGCGAGCAGGAAGUUUGAAAAGAGGGAGGAGCGAGGGGAGGUGAGCAAGGGGGGUGAUAAGAGGGAGAAAGCGAGGAAGAGGAGGGGGUUGAAUGAGGUGGAGCUCGAUGGGAGGGAGUGGUUACGUGGCAGAGUGAAGGAGAGGGGCGAGGAGGGGAGGGAGGAAGGGAGGGAGAGGAGGAGGUUGGAUGCGGUGGAGCUGGAUGGGAGUGGGUGGAUACGGGGCAAAGUGAAGCAGCAGCACGUGGGAGAGCAUCACUUUUUGAGAUAUGCCGUGCUCAUUCUGCUCUGCACUCUCAAGAGGGAAACACCUGCAGGGGAGGGAGGCAGGCUACACAUGGGCAUGGAGGGGGAGGACGUGGUGGUGUAUGAGGAGCAACCGGGGGAGGUGGUAACUGCCAUGACGCAUGCCCCCUUCCUCUACAACAUCACGCACUGCUCCCCCCCCAUCCCCGGCCAGCCAUUACUGGAUGGAGGAAUAGCGGAGAUCACUGAUUUUCGUGAUCUGAUGAAUUACGAGUCGUGGUAUUAUGGCCAGUUGAUGAUAAUAAACGACUGUGUGUAUCGCUUCCGCCGCCUCUCCAAGUGGAUCAUGUACCUUGACUUUGACGAGUUCAUGUUCAUAAACGGUCAAGAGCAAGUCCCCACGCCUCUCAACGUGCAUGACUUUCUCGUGCCCUACGAGGGCAUGACCUAUGUCAGCCACGGAUGCCUCGUGUGGGACUACCAUCGCUGCUUGCCCUCCCAGGGCGAUAACGACCCCAGGUGGCAACAUGAGCGCAUGCUGUGGCAUAAGCCGGAAAUGUACUGUAUAGCUAAGGACAACUCCACUGACCCCACCAUGUGCCUGGGCCACUAUGGCCGCCGCAAGCUGUUUGUGGAUCCCAGAAAG